AUAUCGAGAUGUUUCGGCGAACCUCACUGGUGGAGUAACGGGUAUGUAUAUGUACGUAGCCUUAUCCGACAACAGUUUCAAUAUAUCUCUGAAACAGGCUGCAUCUACCUUGUUUAAGAAGUUUACCAGCUGGAAGACCUGUUUGGCAGAACUUGACACGCCUGGGGAAAUGUGCUUAAACACCGUCUACAGCUUUGGCUCUCUGCUGCUGUUGUACAUGUGUUCUGGGCAAUCAGUUGCACUGUUUUCUUUUUCAACUGAACCUUCCACCGAUGUUUGUUUUGAGACAUCUGAGGGGGAUAACUUUGUGUUCACUUUACGUAAGGAUCUAAGCGACAACGGGUUUGGACUCAGCUUUAGAAUUGAUCCACAAGGAGAUGGCACUGCAACGUUCGAUGUGGAUUAUAAUCUCCCCUCUGGACCAGUCGGAACUUUCACAGUCCUUCCAUUCGUUGCAAUCCGUGUAUCAAUAACAUCAGACAUGACCCAAGAGCCAGAGGAGAGAUUCGCAUUAAGAUUUACAGCGGCUAACUACUCGCCAUUAGUGGUAGCAUUUUGCAUCCCUGGUCAACUUGAUCCGACUACCACGACGACCACGACUACCACGACAACCACGCAGCCUCCAUUGGUGUUCAGCGCGAAUGCGAAAUCAUGUGUCACCGAGAGCUUGGGGCAACUGGUCAUCCCAAUUAGGAGACCAUCAUCGGAUAGGUCAACAAUGACUGCAGCAGUGACCUACACCAACGGCGAUGCAGAAUCGACCACUGACUACGCCAACAAUGUCACAACGCUCGCCUUUCAAAACGGAAAGAUAAAUGCUUAUCUGGAAGUGCCUAUAAUCGACGAUCUGGUUGUCGAAUCACAGGAAGAGUUCUCAAUAACAAUCAGUGCUUCGGGCUACGAUGACGUCACCAUCAAGGGAUGCAUAAACGACGAUGACACUGCGGUUCUAUUCGACUGUAACCGGUACGGUGUUACCUGCAAAGCCGGCGUCUGUCCACCCAGCAGUUCGACUUGUGACUGUUCCUCCGCUACUGGUAGAACAGGAGAUGACUGUGGUAUUAUUCAAUCUGACAUAAAUGGCCCAGGCUGUUCUGGCAUGGACUGUGGAAGUAACGGACAGUGCGUCUCAAACGGGUCAACAGGUGCAUGUGUAUGUGACUCUGGAUAUUACAAUGGCAAAGCUGAGAAGUGCGAACGCAAGAGAACAACCAUCACAUCCUGUGAUAAAAACAAGAUGACAAUCUGCAUGAACCCCAUCAACCUGUACCAGCCCCUCAUCACGGUCUCUGGCUACACCUCUACUGAAUGCACUGCCAAUCCAGUAGGGGAUAUCACUGACACUGAAGACAGGAUCCCCUCAGACAUACAAGGCCAGUGCAUCACUGUCGGCUUCAGUGGCAGCUGUGGAACGUACACCACUACGACACAGGGAGGGAACGUGUGUUAUACAAUACCAUACCGCAUCCAGUACAACCCUAACAUGCUGGUGGCCUCCGAUGAGGUUGUAUAUGGCAAUUGUUGUGUCAACGAAUCCGGGCAAACCAUAUCCACAGAUGCCAUCCUAGCAGAUACUGCAACAAACUUUCUCAACAAACAACAAGCGAUUGCUAACUUUUUGGGAGUAAAACUAUUCGCCACGCUGAGUAAUGGUCGCACCAUAUCCAACCCUGUUCCACUUAACCAAAUCUACAAGCUGUGUUUAAACAUCGUGGAUGAUGGUUUUUCGUACCUUGGCUUGAUCCGCAUAAUCGUCCAUAAUGGUCAGACGGAUUCCUCGCGGAAAGAGGCAGUGGUGUUUGGAAACGAUGGAUGCAGCGACGAGUCCGGUAAGGCAAUCGUGCACUCCUAUCCAAGCAGGGUGAGUGACACGAAGAUUUGCAUGCAGUACAGACCAGGUUACUUCCGACCAGGGCCUGCAGCCGUGGUGCACGACAUGAAGUACAAACUGUGCCUCUCCGGGGAUCGAGCUGGCUGUCAACUGACAACAUGCGGAGUAACGGGAGACAGAAAGAAGCGUCAAACCAAUGACGGCAGAGUUGAGUCAACAGCCAACACCACAGUGUACUUUGAGGAUGACACCACGACAGCAUCGCAAACAAACGGCGAUACUAGUGUUUCUCCAACUGCAAAGAACUGCCUCCCUGAGAUGUCUGUGAUGUUCCCCGCCAUCAUCGUGGUCUGCAUCGUCGCCCUGAUACUCCUCCUGAUCAUUGUGUACAUGUGUUUCCUGCUCAUGAAGAAACGCGACGCAAACAAGAGGAUGUGAAGUCCCAAAAGAGUCGCAUGUCACACCGCUACUGAUUCAGCUUAAUCUGUUGUCAUAAUAAACUGGAAAUAAAUAUCAUUUAACCGCACUGUCAAAAUUAAUUUCAAUUCAACACACAAACAAAGCAAACUCUUUCCAACUUAUUUAGGUCGUACUGACACAUAGGUCAGGUAGCACAGAUUAGCACAAACAGCACAGAUCAUAGACUUAGUUACAAGUUUAAUUUUUCAUAAUGUUUACAAGACGCAGGUAUCAAUGAAACAAAUGCACAGGAGGUUUUUGUGAAUGUUGUGUAAAGCAAGCCACACAUUAGCGCAGCUACAUCUUGAUCGUGGCAUUUGAGUCUGGAAUCAAAGUUGUGAUUUCGACAUUUGAGUCCAAACAAGACAAACAAGUCACUUCGUGGGGACUAUGCAGACACACUCGAUGUCGAGGUACACUGCCACACAAUUAGUGUUGACUCGGUCUGGUAUUUUGCUCGAGCUACAUCACGACAGUCUAUUAAAAUUGAUAAGAUAAGAUCUUAUUUUAGCGUCAUACAUUGAACAUAAUUACAUGUUCUCAUUUACAAUGUGCUACCACCCAUGCUGUCAAAGUUAUCUGCCGGGCAAGAAAAAGGAUACACCCUUGUUUCAAGAUUUCUAAACGAACAAGACACGGUUGUCGCUGGUGAAUCAUAGUUGUGUUUUUAUCUACGUUUGCAGUGUUCGGUGACUUUUCAUCGUAUUAACAUCUUGAUAACGUCUGUAAUUUCGGUGAAAUCCAAUUUUAAGUUUAUGCUUUCUUUUGCCUGGCAGUUGACAUAAGUGUUAGGUCGUUGUUUUAUGCCACGGUCAAGGAAUUAAAAGGAUACAUUUGAAAUGGUCUUGUUUAUAUUAUACCAGUAUAUACACCCUACAUUACUGGGCCCCCAAAGUCAACAAAUAUUCGUCUGACCAUAUCGUUGAUGGAAUUUACACAACGGCACGUAUGAUAAUUAAAUUGUUUGAUUGAUAUAUCCUUUGUAAGUAACAAUCAAUUAUGUUUUCUAAGCGACUGUUCUUCUUGAAAAUCAAAUAAAGUGUGAUGAAUUGAAAAUGA
Molecule: messenger RNA, 3349 nt
Organism: Haliotis rufescens (red abalone)
Lineage: Eukaryota; Metazoa; Mollusca; Gastropoda; Lepetellida; Haliotidae
Product: EGF-like domain-containing protein 2
Exons: 15
Coding region: 44-2269 (741 amino acids)
Biological process (GO): metal ion transport; cell communication
Cellular component (GO): membrane
Source: RefSeq, a predicted model, not a curated record